AUGGCUAAAACCAUAAAAAUAAGAAUGAUGGACAAUACGAUAGAAUUAGAUUUGCCGUGCAAUAUACUAACACAAAGCACAAUUAAAAGUCAAUUCCUUCUGGAUCGUGAUGCAAUUGUAUCAAUGAGCUACGAGUCUAACGGAAGUAAGUAUGGGUGCUUAAUGAAUGAAUCUGGUACAGCAUUUAUUCUACCAGAUGGCUGGCCAGAUAUCGAUUUUUUUGUGGAAUCCAACAAGACACCUUCUCGACCUUGUUCUUCAUGGAGUUUCGAAGCCGCUCCUGCUCCUCCAAAGAAACGCAAAAUCGAGCCGGAAUAUCAAGAAAUGCCUGUUGAUGGUGACUUGGCUGCUACCAUUGGAAGAUACGCUUUAUACUACAAUCUAGACAAAGACAAUUAUAAGAGAAGUGCGAUCCCAUUGACUCCAAGACUUGCUGCAACUUUUCGACACGGCGAGAAUAAAUCAUUUGAAAUAGGUGACCAACUUGUUAUCCGUUCUUGGUCGGACAAAACACUUGAAGUAACAACACGAGUUGCAAAAAUUAUUGAAGAACUUGACACGAUUAUUCUGGAAUCGCUUGGAUCAGAUCUUUGUGAUAAAGAUUUAAUCUCGAAUUCAGUCCUACCUCGAAAGGGAAUGCAGUACCUGAUGGAUCGAGCGGCUCAGGCUACAGUGGUGGGAGCUGCUGGAACGAACGCGGCCAACUGA
Molecule: messenger RNA, 708 nt
Organism: Caenorhabditis remanei
Lineage: Eukaryota; Metazoa; Nematoda; Chromadorea; Rhabditida; Rhabditidae
Exons: 5
Coding region: 1-708 (235 amino acids)
Source: RefSeq, a predicted model, not a curated record